GUGGAAAAUUUGUGCUUCGAAUGGUAAUUCCGUACCGUUUCGAGUGGUCUGCUCGCGUAGUUUUGCGUGUGCCUGCGCCGUGCUGUGCGUUCCGUGUUUCGUUUGGCCGCUUCGCAACGCGUACGUGAGGCGUGAUUGUUGUUGUUGUGCUAGCGUGCGGUGUGGUUUUACCCGUGCCGGAAGUGUUGAACUGUCGGGUGGACCAUCAGAGGAUGGUGGUGGUGGUGGGUAAAUCGUAAUUCGUUCGCUUGAAUUUCAUCCUCGUUCUGGGAGAUCAUGGCAUGUGCCUGUGCCGGGUAAAUAGCAGCAUAACAACAUAAAACAAAUGCAUAGUCGGCGCUACUGGCAGACAUUGUAGAGUUGCGGCUUUUAACGAACCAAUGCAAAACACACCAGCAGCAUGCAAACACGUGGACAUCCUUGGAACAUUGAAUAAUUGGUGUGAAUUUAUUUUUGGUGUGGUUUCACAUUUGGCAGUGAGAAGAAGGUAGGAGUGUUUACUGUGCGUCGUUUCAACGAGCUUUUGAUGAAGAAUUACAUAGCAUUGUAUUAAUUACCGGAAGCGUGCAGUUUUCGGUUUUUUUAAACAGUGAAGAUAAGUGUAGUGAGUUAUAUUCCAAAAACAGAUAAAAAACAGUGCAAAUUUAAUUUGAUAAUUUGACAAAACAGAUUUUACUACCCCCACACACAAACUAUAAAGUUUAACUGAAGCUCGUGCCUGACAGCAUAAUCUCAAUAUUGCGCAAGUGUGUGGAAAAGGUGAGUGAGGCUGUAGGCUGGUCUCGUGCAAGGAAUUGCAUCCGGAAGUGUGAGAAAAAGUAAGAUUACACACAUCAAACGAACGCUCUUUGGGGGAAAAAACAACACCGACGCUGAGGGACAGAAGAUAUCAGCAGGCAAUCACAGCACUCCAACAAAGCCCCAACUGGUGGUGGAACCGAAACGUGGCUGACAUUUAAACUCAAUUAGCUCUACACAGCGCCACAAACGACGAUGAGGACGAUAAGCACAGACCGUACCCUGGCCGGGUUGAUGCUGGUGCUGCUGGCCACCCUGCCCUACGCGACCGUAGCGCGCAGCUACGAAAAGCAGACGGUGCGCAAGGGCAAAUCCGCCCAGAUCGUGUCCUCGGCACCGACCAUCACCACCCCGCUGAUGGACCUGUGCUCCGAGGACAUCAACAUGAAGCUGGCCUGCCACUGUUCGCCGGAAAGCCACGCCAAGGCGCAGAAAGCGUCCUGCUCCAUCUUUGACGGCGAGCUGCCCCGCAAGGACUACAACUGGCUCGCCUUCCACACGCAGACCGAGCUGGAGCAUCUGAAGUUUACGGUGCGCAAGUCGGGCAACCUGACCUACAUCCCGUCGGACGUGAUCGCCACGCUGUACAAGCUGCGCACGCUCACGAUCGAGUACGGCAUCAUCGGCGACAUCUAUCCGUACGCGUUCGGCAACCUGACCGAGCUGCGCGUCAUCAACUUGCCGAACAAUCAGAUCGUCACGCUGCACAACCACUCGUUCGCGCACCACCGGUCGCUCGAGGAGCUGAUGCUGGAGAACAACUACAUCCGCACGAUCGGGCGGGACGCGUUCGUGGACGUGCCGAAGCUGAUCAAGUUGAACCUGGCCAACAACAGCAUCGUCAACCUGCACGACAACGGGUUCGAGGAGCUGACCAAGCUGGAGGAGCUGCGGCUCGAGUCGAACCAGAUCGCGGUGCUGGCGCGCGAGUACUUCAAGGGGCUGGAAAACCUGAAGAUCCUGAAGCUGUCCUACAACGACGUAGACUAUCUCGGUGCGUUCGUGUUCGCCGACCUGUGGAGCCUGCAGAUGCUGUUUCUCGACAGCAAUCGCAUUGAGAAAAUCGACGAGCGUGCCUUUGACGGACUGACCAGCCUGAACUAUCUGCACCUGGAGAACAAUCGCAUCACCACGAUCGACAGUGCCACCUUCACCAGCGUGUCGGCCCUGCAGCUGCUCAACCUCGACUCGAACCGGCUGUCCACGAUGACGCACAGCCACAUCGUGCCGCUGAUGGACAAUCUGGUGAACAACAGUGCCCUGCUGUCACUGCGCGACAAUCGAUUCAUCUGUGACUGUCGGCUCUCGUGGAUGUACGAUCUGAGCGACCGUACGCGCAACGAGGAGCUGCGCGAAAGCCUCAAGAGCAUCGACUGCAUCCUCGGCCUGACGCCCGAGGAGCCGACACGUUCGCCACUGGCCAGCUCGUACGACUUCGGCCAGCUGGACGAGAACGGCGAGUACAUCGACGAUUCCGCGAGCGAAAACGACGCCCUGGCCAAGGAGGUGCCGCAGACCGUGAACGUGCUGAAGCUGGGCCGCGAGGAGCUACCGUGCCCGGAGGAGCUGGCCGGCCCGACCGGCGAUCCGAACCCGCGCGAGUCCAAGGGCCUGUUCAACCUGUCCUGGAACAGCUCGGCCGCCGGUGACCGGUACGGCGGCAGUAGCAGUAGAGUGCUGCUAGCGAUAGCCGCGGCCGUGGCGCUCGGUCUAGUGCGUCGAUCGAUUAGCUGUUAAGUGGCCACCGGGUGGGGGGGCGAGGAACCGAAGGUAACUUAUUUACGGCAGUGUGCGCGUUGGUGCUUUUGGUGCUCCAACGCACGAUCGAUUGUUUUUCCCCCUCUCCCGUGCACGUCGGCUCCAUCGGGCGCGCCUUUCGCGAGGCGUUACUGAAUGGGGGCUCGUUUCAGCCUUCCCUGCUGGAAAAGCUUUGCACUAUUCACCCAUCCCGCUCACUGGGUUACCCAUACACCUCAACAGCUCCGCAUUGCAUUUAUGCAGCGCAAACACAGUCACAAACACGACCGACACAUCAACAAGCGAAAGAGGAGAGGCGCGAAAGCGGAACACGUUUCGCGCGUGCAUGUAAUAUAUAGUGAAAGUGAGGGACAAUUUUGCCAACCUAUUUCGUAGCAUUUAGAGCAAACCCACGAUAGAACAGUAGCGCAUGUGUGUGUGAGUGCGCGCUACCAGAUCGGUCGACGGCAUCAGAGCGGGGUUAAGCGAGGGACGGUAGCUUUCUUUCGUCGGACGUUUUGUGGUAGAUUUUAGCAAAACAAAGUGAUCGCCGAACUUCUGCUCACACUCAAACCAUCACAAUCAUCACAUUCGUCACCAGCAUCAUGGUGUGUUGUUUCAUUCUCCCCCACUCCCCACUUUUGUUUUGCGUUUGAUGUACCCACCAACGGGGUACACUAAGAUCGAGCGGGCCAGUUCGACAGCAUCCACGGACAGUGGAUGAACACAGGACGAAUUUUGGACCGAUAGUUCGACAGCGGAUAGCUGCGGUUGGACGGACAGAAUCGAGACUCUGAUGUGGGGUAACCCAUUUCUUUCCUUUUUAUAAUAAAAGAAAACAAAUCAGACAACACACACACAUAUAUAAGUAGGUUUUAAGCUAGAGAGAACACACUGAACGAUGAAACCCCUUUGCAACUGAGUACGAUGUAAGGUAUAAACAAAAGAAAAGUAACAAAAAAAAACAAAGAAAAACGAGCAAGCGAGUAAUAAGGUAAGAGAAGGAGAGAACAUACACUACCAUGAAAUGAAACCAAACAGAGAAAGAGCGAGAAAGUAGCAAACAACGGCAAACAGAGCGAACAGAAACAGGAUCAAACGAAGCGAAGAAACCAAAAGACAGUGAAAGUACAGUUUAUGUAGCAUCGACGGGAAGGAUAGGAAGAAACCGUACACCAAGGGAAAAAAGUAAGAACAAGCGAUGAUGCAAGGAAACAUGAUGCAAUGUUGCAAUUCUUCUGUGUGGUGAGAAAAGAUAAACAAAAAAAUAAAUACAACUCUGUAAAUUGCCGUGUCGCAAUGUGAAUAAUGUGAGUGGAAGGCGAGGAAAUAGAAAUAAAUUUUAAAGUAAGUAACAAAA
Anopheles gambiae (African malaria mosquito) is the source of this 3895-nucleotide messenger RNA. RefSeq names its product connectin. The coding region runs from base 994 to 2535 and encodes 513 amino acids. The transcript has 6 exons. Lineage: Eukaryota; Metazoa; Arthropoda; Insecta; Diptera; Culicidae. Gene Ontology annotation, molecular function: protein binding. The record is from RefSeq and is a predicted model, not a curated record.